AAUCCCAGGACCCUGGGAGAAUGACCUGAGCUGAAGGCAGACGCUUAACUGACUGAGCUACCUGGGCACCCCUCAUGCCUACCUUCUGAGUUAUCCCCUUCUGGAAGUUUCCUUUUCUGUCCUGUCCCUCAGCCUGUCAGUAUGAGCCUCUCUCCCUGUCUCAACAGAGUCUGAGCCUCCGUCUCUGGUUUUCCCUUUGCUGUUCUCUACGCAGCUUUCCUCCCUCUGAUCCAAUGGCUCCAGGGUCCGUGAUGUGCUCCCUGCCCUGCGCCCCAAGCCCAGGCUUGGCUGGGCUCUUUCAGAAGGGGGGAGUCAGCCCAGACAGCAGUGUGGCAUAGGGAGAAAGGCAGAGGAGAGCCAAAGGGUGGGCAUCCGGGGUAGGAGGUGGCGAAGAGGAAGAGUAAGGGUAAGGGAAGAGCAGGGUAAGGGAAACAUGCAUGUGUGGAGAAAGGGGUGAGGAGGGAGGGUCCUCGGCUGAACCUGCAGGCUUGGCAUAGCCAUCCUGAGGGCUGGAAGGCCCCCACUCAGAAGGGGGCGCCAAGGACUGUCGGUGUCCCCUUGAGACCCUGAAAGGCCCUCUCCCCAAACUGCCUCGGAUGGAGGGGUAAGCAGUGGAACUUCCUACCUUCUGUGAUACUAUCUGGAAAGCGGGGCCGGGGAUAACCCACGUGGUGUUUAUGGUGUCAAGGCGAUCUGCAAAUGAAUCCCGCUCCAAAGGUGAGGCAAGGUGGCCACUGAGCAGCCCCCACAGGACCCCUCCAGCUCCCAACAGUAGGGAGCACCCACUCCCAACUCCCCCCACCUCUCCCCACUUUAAACCUAUUUCUGAGCCGUUGCUCAAAACUAUAGUCAAGUCCAACACCUCAACGAUCCCAAUGGCCAAGCUUGUCCUCAAGGUCAAAACCACCCCACCCACCCUCAUUGUCUACACGAGCACCACAAAGGGCAUCAACCCCCACCCCCACCAUCACCACAAUACCUUGACAUUGGCCAUGAGGAUGCGUCUGUCUUCUCUGCCUGCCCCAAACACAGAAUCAGUCUCCACCUGGAGCACAAACACUACCCCUACAUCCACCUUGAUUACUACACUCCCUACAAUCCAUGACACAUCCACCCCUAUAUCUCCCACGAGUCCUGGCACCAUGGCCACCACUGAAAUCACCACUCCCCCCAAUGUUUCAACCACUGUCACCCUGAACACAGCCUCUCUGCCCCCUUUCUCCACUCCAGAAACUACCACCAUGAUUGUGGUAACAACACCCACGGCCGCAAUGCCACACAACUUAUCAUCCAGUGUCAUUACAACCUCGACCACAAUGCCUGCUGUGGCACCCAUGCUCCCAAGUACCCACAUCACGCCACAUCCUACCCUUGCCACCAACACUCCAGUUACAUCUGUAGGCUCCUUCCAUGUCUUCCAGCAGUACUGGGACCACAUAGACAGCCAAUACCACCUCAUAUGCAACAGGCACAAAUACGCGGCCCACAAAUGCUGA
This is a messenger RNA of Mustela erminea (ermine), 1496 nucleotides long. Its product is annotated as mucin-3A-like. The record is from RefSeq and is a predicted model, not a curated record. The transcript is spliced from 3 exons. The coding region runs from base 678 to 1496 and encodes 272 amino acids. Lineage: Eukaryota; Metazoa; Chordata; Mammalia; Carnivora; Mustelidae.